AGGACCAGUAUGCAAUUAGAGAGGUAGUGCGCGGGCGUGGCUGCACGAACGCGUGACACAAAUUGGGCAAAAUCUUUUUCCCCUUCCUGGGCUCCUGGCGUCGCCAACUCCACUUGUCGGAUCUUGCCCGUAUGGUAUGGAGCUCGCCGGAGCUGCGUCCCCUCGCCCGCCGCCGGAAUCCCACGUGGCGACGCCCCGCCCACCUCCGCAGCCGCCGGAAAAGGAUGUAUGUGAAGAUAGAGAGGACAUGAGGGUCACCGGGGAGAAGCCAUGCACACAUCAGGAAUUAGAUGUUGACCAGACAAAUAGUUCUUCUAGCUUUAACAAUUCCAGUGAGUGUGAGAAUCUGGCACCCAGCAAUGACGAAAUAUCCGGAUCAGAGUCCAAUUUGGAGAUAGCCAAGACGGAGGGUGAUGUACCGAGUGGAGAGAAGGUUCUGAAGAAGCCAGACAAAAUCCUGCCAUGCCCUCGUUGCAAUAGCAUGGAUACAAAGUUCUGUUACUAUAACAACUACAACAUUAAGCAACCAAGGCAUUUUUGCAAGAGUUGUCAGAGGUACUGGACUGCAGGUGGAAGCAUGAGAAAUAUCCCUGUCGGUGCAGGAAGGCGCAAGAGCAAGAGCUCCAGUGCGAAUUGCCGCAGCAUAUUGAUUCCAGGCAGCAGUGUAGCUACUCCUGGGGGAGAGGCUUCCCUUUUUCCAUUGUCCAUAAAUGGAAAUCAAGCGGCAGUUAGCUUCGGGCCUGAUUCCCCUCUCUGCAACUCUAUGGCCUCUGUGCUGAAGAUUGGAGGAGAGCAGAUUAAGAGUUCGAACCCUGCCUCAGCAGCACAGCCCAGAAAUGGAGAAAACCAGAUGUGCCCACCUUGUACUACAUCAUCAGAUGGUCCAAGGAAUGAAUCACAAAAGGAAACAGCGAAUGCACAUCAAAAUGGAAUCAUUGGGCAAAGCAAUGGAGUCACUUCUGUGCAUCCUAUACCAUUCUUUCCUGGUCCGCCUUUUGUGUACCCAUGGAGUCCAGCAUGGAAUGGCAUUCCCACCAUGGCAGCAGCUGUGUGCCCAGCUCCAGCCGAAGCAGCAAAUUCUUCAGAAAAUUGCACCACAAGCAGUAAUGUUCAAUGGAAUGUGCCACCAAUUGUCCCUGUACUGCCACCGGGAUUCUGCGGUCCGAUUCCAGUUCCUGUAAUGCCGCCUUCGGUUUGGCCAUUCAUUACUCCUUGGCCUAACGGAGCAUGGAACGCACCAUGGCUUGGACCUAGCUCUACUGUGCCAUCAUCGUCUCCAACAAGCAGCAGCACAUGUUCCGAAAGCGGCUCUCCUGUCCUAGGAAAGCACUCUAGGGACUCCAAACCUCAAGGAGAUGAGAAGGCAGAAAGAUGCUUAUGGAUCCCCAAAACGCUUCGGAUUGAUGACCCUGUCGAAGCUGCAAAGAGCUCAAUCUGGACCACUCUUGGGAUCGAGCCUGGUGAUCGAGGCAUGUUCAGACCAUUCCAGUCGAAACCUGAAAGGCAGGAACAGAUAUCCGGCGCCGCUCGAGCCCUGCAAGCAAAUCCAGCAGCUCUGUCACGCUCGCGAUCUUUUCAGGAGACAACAUGAUAGAGUAUUACUGAACUUGUGUGAUAUUAUUCAAAGACGAUGCUAUAUUAAGAAAAAAGAAAAGCUCUAUAUUCUGUACAAUGAUUGGCAACGUAGGUGCUGCUGCUGUCCAAGGCAGCAGGCACCCUUACUGUACCAUUGGAAGAGUACAUCCUCAAAUUUUCUGUUGUUUCCUUGUAGAGCAUGCACCAACAUAUUGGGUUCAUGAUCAGGUUUCCAGCGUGUGCUUGGUUGUACAAGAAUAAUUGUUAAUAGCUUCCCUUGAGUCAUUGUAUUACGCUGAUCAUUCAGCUAUGGCAUACCCCUGUUUACUACACGCUGUUCACCCUCCCUGACGAGAGGAUUCAGUCUGAAGAAAUGAUUAGCAGUUAUGCACUUGAUGUGUAAAA
This is a messenger RNA of Sorghum bicolor (sorghum), 1980 nucleotides long. Its product is annotated as cyclic dof factor 2. Gene Ontology annotation, biological process: regulation of DNA-templated transcription. Gene Ontology annotation, molecular function: DNA-binding transcription factor activity; DNA binding. The record is from RefSeq and is a predicted model, not a curated record. The transcript has 2 exons. The coding region runs from base 137 to 1591 and encodes 484 amino acids. Lineage: Eukaryota; Viridiplantae; Streptophyta; Magnoliopsida; Poales; Poaceae.